Messenger RNA from Dendrobium catenatum, 1796 nucleotides. Its product is annotated as serine hydroxymethyltransferase 4. Gene Ontology annotation, molecular function: glycine hydroxymethyltransferase activity; zinc ion binding; serine binding. The record is from RefSeq and is a predicted model, not a curated record. The coding region runs from base 156 to 1571 and encodes 471 amino acids. Gene Ontology annotation, cellular component: cytoplasm. Lineage: Eukaryota; Viridiplantae; Streptophyta; Magnoliopsida; Asparagales; Orchidaceae. Gene Ontology annotation, biological process: L-serine catabolic process; tetrahydrofolate interconversion; folic acid metabolic process. The transcript is spliced from 4 exons.
AUCAACCUGCGAUCGAGGUCCCCUCCGCUUCCGCCGCUUAUAAAACCCUUCCUCCACCGGCACACAAUGUUCUGCGUCUCCAACCUAUCCCAGCCUCUACCCUCCUCUCCUCACCCACACUCAUCCCCCUGUCUCCGCCCUCCACCGAUACCUCCAUGGACUCUGUCGCUUCAUGGGGCCUUACCCCUCUCGCCUCCGUCGAUCCAGAGAUCCACGACCUCAUCGAGAAGGAGAAGCGCCGCCAGUGCCGCGGGAUCGAGCUCAUUGCGUCUGAAAACUUCACUUCAUUCGCCGUCAUCGAAGCCCUCGGCAGUGCCCUCACCAACAAAUAUUCCGAGGGCAUGCCUGGCAACCGCUACUAUGGCGGCAACGAGUUCAUUGACGAGAUCGAGAACCUUUGCCGAUCCCGCGCUCUCGAAGCCUUCCAUCUCGAGCCCGAGAAAUGGGGCGUCAACGUCCAGCCCUACUCAGGUAGUCCGGCUAAUUUCGCCGCCUACACUGCGCUCCUUAACCCACAUGAUCGGAUCAUGGGUCUCGAUCUGCCCUCGGGCGGCCAUCUCACUCAUGGAUACUACACAUCCGGUGGGAAGAAGAUCUCUGCCACUUCGAUUUACUUCGAGAGCUUGCCUUAUAAGGUGAAUUCCACGACGGGAUACUUGGAUUAUGAAAAGCUCGAGGAGAAGGCCUUGGAUUUCCGCCCCAAGCUCAUAAUUUGUGGCGGGAGCGCGUAUCCGAGGGAUUGGGAUUAUGGGCGAUUCAGAUCCAUUGCUGACAAGGUCGGCGCGCUGCUGCUUUGCGACAUGGCGCACAUCAGCGGCCUUGUUGCUGCACAGGAAGCUAAUAGUCCAUUUGAGCACUGUGAUAUUGUCACAACCACAACCCACAAGAGCCUUCGGGGUCCAAGAGCUGGUAUGAUCUUCUACAGGAAGGGCCCAAAGCCACCCAGGAAGGGACAGCCUGAGAAUGCAGUUUAUGAAUUUGAAGACAAGAUCAACUUUGCUGUUUUUCCUUCCCUUCAAGGAGGUCCUCAUAAUCACCAGAUAGCUGCAUUGGCUGUUGCGUUGAAACAGGCCUUGUCACCGGGAUUCAAGACUUAUGCUAAGCAGGUUAAGGCAAAUGCUGCUGCCCUUGGAAACUAUUUGAUAAACAAGGGAUACAAUAUUGUGACCAAUGGAACAGAAAAUCACCUUGUCCUCUGGGAUCUUCGCCCUCUUGGCUUGACUGGAAACAAGGUAGAGAAGGUUUGUGAUCUUUGCAACAUCACACUCAACAAAAAUGCCGUCUUUGGUGACAGCAGUGCUUUGGCUCCUGGCGGUGUCCGGAUUGGAGCUCCCGCCAUGACCUCCAGGGGUUUGGUCGAGAAGGAUUUUGAACAAAUUGCAGAGUUUCUCCACCAAGCAGUGACCAUCACCCUGACCAUCCAGAAGGAACAUGGUAAGCUCCUCAAGGACUUCAAUAAGGGCUUAGCCAACAACAAGGAUAUUGAGAACCUCAAGGCUACUGUAGAGAAGUUUUCCGCUUCUUUCGACAUGCCCGGCUUCCAAACUUCUGAAAUGAAAUACAAGGACUAAAUCAAGCACAAGAACCCUUCGUCUUCACUUAAUGUUACCUCUGCCUUUGUAUUUCCAAGUUAUCUUUAUAUGCUUCUGGUUACGAUUUUUGGCUAUCUGGUGAAGUGAAUUAUCCUGUAGCUUUCCCAGAAAUAAGUCUUCCUGUUUUCAGAUCGGUUUCUUUUGUUACAUUGCUUAUGAGAAAUUUUAUGGUGACGCAUAUCAGUGCAAAUUUGUGUUCAUUGA